AAUUCACAUAUGACUCGUCGUCGAACUUCUGCUGCUGCUGUAGAUCUGAUCCUGUAAACAGAAUUUUGUCUACGCACAACACUUUAGCUGGUUUUACCCGUUUUCGUCGGCGUUAAACUAGAAGGUUCCAUAGCUGCCGAGAUCCGAUACAGUUAAACUUCUCAGUGAAGUAGAAACGUCAGUUCGUCAGAAUGCAGGACCCUAAUGAGGACACAGAAUGGAAUGACAUUCUAAGAGCCAAGGGUAUCCUCCCAGCUAAAGAGAAGGAAGUUACAGAAGAUGAUAUCAUUGACUUGGUUGAGAAAACAGUCCAAUCUAAACUGGGUAAUGGUGAGAAAGCAAUUGAAGAACGCACUCUUGAUGAAUUGGAUGAGCUGGAGGAUGAAGAAGAUGAUGCUGUUUUAGAAGAAUAUCGUCGCAAACGCAUUGCUGAGAUUAAAGCCCUUGCCUCAAGAUCUAGAUAUGGAGAAGUGAAGGAAAUCAGUGCAGUUGAUUAUGUUCCCGAGGUGAACAAAGCGGGGGAAGGUGUUUGGGUUGUAUUGCAUCUUUAUAAACAGGGGAUUCCACUUUGCGCUCUUCUAAACCAGUACCUUGCAGAAUUGGCAGUAAAGUUUCCUGCUACUAAAUUUUUGAAAAGUAUUUCAACAACUUGCAUCCCUAAUUACCCUGACAAAAAUUUGCCAACCAUGUUUGUUUAUCAAGAAGGGGAAAUGAAACAACAGCUUGUGGGACCAGUUGCUUUCCGCGGCAUGGGUAUCACAGUCGAAGAGUUAGAAUGGAUGCUUGGGCAAACAGGUGCCAUUGAUUCACCAAUAACGGAAGAUCCUAAACCAAAAGUGCGGGAUGUCCUCUUUCAGUCUCUACAAUCACAGAAGGAUGAAUGCAAUGAUUGGUGAUUGAGCUUAACACCACUCUCCCACUCCCAGAAAAGUUGAUCUUGUCUUCAUGAAUAUAUCAUGGCUUCCAUAUUUCACUUUGUAAACAGUAUUUCCCUCCCUCUAUUUAUCAUAAUUGAAUGAACUUAUUUGACUAAAAUGAUAUUUUUAGGCUUGGCCAAAGAUUUUUGAACUUGUUUUUGCUUAUAAAUGUCUUGUUUUUAUAUUAAUCUAAUAUAAAUAUUUGUAACAAAUUUUUAUAUGUACUGUAAUUUUCCUUUCUAUUUGGAGACCGACUGAGACUUAAUGAGUAUGUUAAUCAUUUACUCACAUAGCUUUUAUAAAAUAUUUCUUCAACCUAUUUGGUCUGCAAACAUCACCUACACAGGGUAAUUUUUAAAAAGGAAAUAAAAGUACAAAGAUUGCUGUGCA
This is a messenger RNA of Frankliniella occidentalis (western flower thrips), 1307 nucleotides long. It is a transcript of the gene viaf, whose product is annotated as viral IAP-associated factor homolog. The coding region runs from base 192 to 896 and encodes 234 amino acids. Gene Ontology annotation, biological process: protein folding. The transcript is spliced from 5 exons. Gene Ontology annotation, cellular component: cytoplasm. NCBI's taxonomy places the organism in Eukaryota, Metazoa, Arthropoda, Insecta, Thysanoptera, Thripidae. The record is from RefSeq and is a predicted model, not a curated record.